This is a messenger RNA of Zonotrichia albicollis (white-throated sparrow), 1271 nucleotides long. NCBI's taxonomy places the organism in Eukaryota, Metazoa, Chordata, Aves, Passeriformes, Passerellidae. The record is from RefSeq and is a predicted model, not a curated record.
GACCCGCCCCCGCCCCUCUCUCCGCGCAGGCCAUGGUGAACCCCGGCGGCAGCGCGCAGCCGCCCCCGGUCACGGCGGGCUCCCUCUCCUGGAAGAGGUGCGCCGGCUGCGGGGGGAAGAUCGCCGACCGCUUCCUGCUCUACGCCAUGGACAGCUACUGGCACAGCCGCUGCCUCAAGUGCUCCUGCUGCCAGGCCCAGCUGGGGGACAUCGGCACCUCCUGCUACACCAAGAGCGGCAUGAUUCUCUGCAGAAACGACUACAUCAGGUUAUUUGGAAAUAGUGGUGCUUGCAGUGCCUGUGGACAGUCCAUUCCUGCUAGUGAGCUGGUCAUGAGGGCACAGGGCAAUGUCUAUCAUCUUAAGUGUUUUACAUGCUCUACCUGCCGGAAUCGCCUGGUCCCCGGAGAUCGGUUUCACUACAUCAAUGGCAGUUUAUUUUGUGAACAUGAUAGACCUACAGCUCUCAUCAAUGGCCAUUUGAAUUCACUUCAGAGUAAUCCACUACUGCCAGACCAGAAGGUCUGCUAAAAGGUCAGAGUAAUGCAGAAUGCGUGCCUUCAUCUCAAAUUUUGUUCAUCACAGAUGGAUCCCAUGUCUCCAAGUAGACAAGUCACCUUUGUAGCUAGCAUCAAUGCCAGCUCCAUACCAUUGCACCUUCUUUAUUCUUGAUUGCCCUUCCCACAUUUAUUGGUGUAUUAAAAUGACUGAAUAUGAACAUUAAGGACUCCAUGAACCUGGGCUAAUGGGAGACUGUAGAGAAAAUGAAAAAAGAUCCACCUGAGGACAUCUUGGGGGGGGCGGGUGGGGAAGAUGACUAAUGAAGCUAAUUAAAAGAAGCAUUGAAAUCUGCUUUCUACCCUCAUUAACAAUUAGCAGGGCACUGGCCAGUUUGUACCCUGUGUUUUACCUUAACAACAUUCUAUUUGCUCUUUGUAUAUUUAAGUGUUGUAAGGAAAUGUGUUUCAAUCAAACUGAACAUGAGAUAAAGAUGUGGCUUUUGUGAUAUUCUAUCACAAACACUUUUAUUGUAUCUCUGUAAAAUACAAUGUAUGUAUGCAUGUAAGUGUUUUUGUCCUAAUGUUGCUACUUCCCAUGGCAAAAAAAAGAAAAAAAAAAGAAAAAAAAAGUCAGGCUCAUAGCAGCUACUGUGUAGAAAUUUUCACCUACUUCUAAUUUGCUGAAUGAAGAAAAAUCUUUUAUUUGUGAUAUUUUCAGAGACAUUUGCUCUAGUAUGGUGUAUUUAAAUAAUAAAAAGUAAAACAAAACCAA